Branchiostoma belcheri (Belcher's lancelet) is the source of this 9711-nucleotide messenger RNA. RefSeq names its product polycystic kidney disease protein 1-like 2. The transcript has 52 exons. Lineage: Eukaryota; Metazoa; Chordata; Leptocardii; Amphioxiformes; Branchiostomatidae. The coding region runs from base 1 to 9711 and encodes 3236 amino acids. Gene Ontology annotation, cellular component: membrane. The record is from RefSeq and is a predicted model, not a curated record. Gene Ontology annotation, molecular function: protein binding; calcium channel activity; calcium ion binding. Gene Ontology annotation, biological process: detection of mechanical stimulus.
AUGUCCACACCACGCAGAUGGCUUCUGGGCGUUCAUUCUCUACUCGCUAUUUUCUGUCUCAUCACACCGAGUGUUGCCAUUGAGGGAGAAUGGACGUUGUGGAGCGCAUGGUCGGAGUGCAGCGAGACUUGCGGCACGGGCACCGGCAACCGGACUCGCUUUCGCUUUUGUGUCGACUUUACUGAUACAGAUCCAGACCCCGAGUGUACAGCAGGAGAUGCACAUGAGACAGGUGCCUGCAACCCUGAUGUUCUAUGUUCAGUGUAUCCGACACUUUGUAUGUACGGGGACGGCUCUACCUACCGUGGAACAGUACAUACUACACAGUCUGGGCUGACAUGCCAACGCUGGGACAGUCAAUCACCGCACGAGCACAACACCAAUGUCACGGAUCCUCUCGCGGGACUAUACGAGAACUUCUGCAGGAACCCGGAUGGAUCGUCGCUACCCUGGUGCUACACCACGGACCCGGAUGUAACGAGAGACUUUUGCAAAAUUUCUACUUGCUUCGAUGAAUGCUACGACAUUGACGGAGCGAGUAAUUACCGGGGUACUGUGGACUUCUCCAAAUCGGGCCGAGCUUGCCAGCGUUGGGACAGUCAGACGCCUCACUCACAUACAGUGAAUAAUGAUUACUACCCCGAUGACGACUUGGUAGAGAACUACUGUAGACACCCCAAUGGCGACACUUACCUCUGGUGUUACACACAGGACCCAAGUCAGAGAUACGAAGAAUGUGCCAUUCCCCGAUGUGGUAUCUUCACCAAAUCGGGACGGGCAUGCCAGUACUGGGCCAGAGAAACUCCUCACACGCACGGUUCUCCUGGACUAUAUCCGAGCGCUGGCCUGGUGGAAAACUACUGCAGAAACCCGGAUGGUACAAGUUACCUUUGGUGUUAUACGGAGGACCCUGAUGUGAGAUAUGAAGAAUGCGUUAUUCCUCGAUGUGAUAACGAAUGGACGCGUUACGGUACUAACUACUUCCGAGUUUACGAUGAGGAGUCCAAGACUUACGCCGACGCCAAGGCCGUUUGUGCCGGCGAAGGCGCACUCCUGCCGAUCGUGAAAGACUCCGGAACGCGGGACUUUCUCGUCAACCUGAGAGACUCGUCUGGCAGUAGUUUCAACAUCUGGAUAGGUGUUACAGAUCUUGAAGAGGAGGGGGAAUUCGUCUGGGACGAUGGCAGUCCGCCGGGAUGGGAACCAGUUCCCAGCAGCAACGGUGAGAAUUGGGACUGCGCGAAACUGACGAGCAAUGAUGACGAUCCCCCAAAUAAGCUGGUGUCUGCAAACUGCACUGAUACAGAGUUUUACAUCUGCGAAAGAAUAACAAGACCGUGUUCUCCAAACCCAUGUAUCAACAACGGCACGUGUGUCGAGACUGUUCCGUCCGGCUUCCUUUGCAGAUGUGGAGAAAACUACAGCGGGACCUAUUGCGGUGCCAUUAACGGAGGCUGGUCGGCGUGGAGCGUAUGGGCGGAGUGCAGCCUGAGUUGUGGGACAGGCACCGGCAGCCAGGCUCGCACACGCAGCUGUGACAACCCCGAGCCCCAAUUCGGCGGGAAAAACUGUACAGGGGAUGCACAGGAGACGAGACCCUGCAACUCUGAUGUUCUAUGUUCAGUUAAUAAAACAGGUGGAAGCGUCGGUGCAGAUCAUCUACUGUAUCCGACACUCUGUAUGUACGGGGACGGCUCUACCUACCGUGGAACAGUACAUACCACACAGUCUGGCCUGACAUGCCAACGCUGGGACAGCCAAUCACCGCACGUACACAACACCAUCACCACGUAUCCUCUCGCGGGACUCGACGAGAACUACUGCAGGAACCCGGAUGGAUCGUCGCUACCUUGGUGUUACACCACGGACCCGGAUGUGACGAGAGACUUUUGCAAAGUUUCUUCUUGCUUCGAAGUCGAUGAAUGCUACGACAUUAAUGGAGCGAGUAAUUACCGGGGUACUGUGGACUUCUCCAAAUCGGGCCGAGCUUGCCAGCGUUGGGACAGUCAGACGCCUCACUCACACACAGUGAAUAAUGAUUACUACCCCGAUGACGACUUGGUAGAGAACUACUGUAGACACCCCAAUGGCGACACUUACCUCUGGUGUUACACACAGGACCCAAGUCAGAGAUACGAAGAAUGUGCCAUUCCCCGAUGUGUUAAUGGAACAGGUGGAAGUGUUGGUGAAGACCAUAUUGUUGUAGAUGAAUGCUACGAGGGUGACGGGGCCAGCUACAGGGGCACUGUAAGCUUCACCAAAUCGGGACGGGCUUGCCAGUACUGGGCCAGAGAAACUCCUCACACGCACGGUUCUCCUGGACUAUAUCCGAGCGCUGGCCUGGUGGAAAACUACUGCAGAAACCCGGAUGAUAACGAAUGGACGCGUUACGGUACUAACUACUUCCGAGUUUACGAUGAGGACUCCAAGACUUACGCCGACGCCAAGGCCGUUUGUGCCGGCGAAAGCGCACUCCUGCCGAUCGUGAAAGACUCCGGAACGCGGGAAUUUCUCGUCAACCUGAGAAACUCGUCUGGCAGUAGUUUCAACAUCUGGAUAGGUGUUACAGAUCUUGAAGAGGAGGGGGAAUUCGUCUGGGACGAUGGCAGUCCGCCGGGAUGGGAACCGGUUCCCAGCAGCAACGGUGAGAGUUGGGACUGCGCGAAACUGACGAGCAAUGAUGACGAUCCCCCAAAUCAGCUGGUAUGGGGUGAAAACAACAGCAACAACAACAACACCAACAACAGCCUCAUCUACUGUUGCAUCAACAGCGGCAACGACGAGUUCCACCUCAAUUUCAACGACAGUGUCUGGUACAGUCAAGCAAAGCAAGUCUGCAGAGACAACGGUGGAAAUCUGGCAAUGAUCACGAACUCGGAGAUUAGCAGUUUCAUGAAGACUCUAUCAACCGACCACAAGUGGUUUGGGUUAAGUGACGAGGGCACUGAGGGCCAGUUUGUGUGGGAGGACGGAACACGUCUGACAUCGACAGGGUUCACUGACUGGUACCCAGGCGAGCCAAACGGUGGAGAUACAAUCUACCCCGUUCGCUUUACCGUCGUUGUUGGGAUCCCGUGGAACGAGGAGUACAGAAACCCUGCUUCCAUGGCCUACCAAGAACUGGUGAACGACACGACUCAAUCAGUAUCCAAAGCCUUUGCGGCGAAUGCAGCGUUCCAUAGUGUUAUAGUACAUGAUAUCAGCCCAGGGUCCGUUGUGGUGAUUUUCAGUGUUCAGUUCAUCGGGGCUCGUCCAAACGAGACGGCCGUGCACGCAAAUAUGGCUUCGGCACUUGCGGAAUCCCUCUUAGUCGUAGCAGGCCACACCGUGAGCCAACUGAGCCUGGGAGGGGACAUAGACGAGUGUUCUAAUGGUUCGCACACGUGUUCACGGGACGAACUGUGCUUCAACACUGAAGGUUCCUACAGAUGUGCCCAGUGCUACCCAGACUUUACCGUACAAGGUGGAGCUGAAACGCCAGCCUCAGCCGUAACGAUCUUACGUAGGGUGGGUUUUUUCCUCCGAGCCGAAACAAACAUUAACUGUAAUGUUGAAUAUUCAGUUUCCUUCGCGUGGACAGUUUGGAGCGUGGAGGGAAGCGAUAUCAAACUGCUAAACACCACAAAAAAGCUUAGGACUUCCGCACAUGAAGUUGCAGUUCCGAAGAAUUUUCUCCCGCUGGGGCUGAACAUGCUGAAAGUCAUGGUUACAGUUUUGGAGAAGGAGUCAGGGCUUACACUGAACAGAACUCUUGAAAGGUGGGUGAGGAUCAUCUCCUCCCCGAUAGAGGCACAGAUUGCAGGAGGAUCGGCGAGAAGUGUCAGGUUUGGAUCAGCUAUAACGUUAGACGCUUCUGUAUCUUACGAUCCGGACAAUAUCGUCGAGGACUCAAGGUCAUUCAACUUCAGCUGGACCUGCAUGAUAGAAGAAGCGUCGACCUGUAACGAGGUGUUCAACGUCAGCACCGAGGCUGUCUACGUCAUCCCAUCCGGGAUAUUUCGACCGAACGACUCCAUCACCUUCACGGUAGAUGUGAGUUUCAUCGGACGGGUUUCCGGAGUGUACGCACAGGCCAUACAUCUAGGAGCUGAGGACCCCACUAUUUCUGUAAGAUGUAACAGCAACUGCAACAACCGCAUCAACCCGUCCAAGCGGCUGGCCCUGCAGGCCGUGUGUGAGAACUGUCUGCAGCAUGAACAGCUAGUCUACAACUGGACCUUACAACAAGCACCGCCUGGGUACAGACGGUCGAUUGUCAACUGGGAGACAGACACAACUACUGGGAACUCUUUACCAGACCUCGUUGUUCAAACCAAUAUCUUUACAAAACCAGGAGCCUAUGUCUUGAGGGUUGACGUGAGGAGAGCAGGGGGUGUUUCAAGGUUUGCCGAGUACCGGUUUGAACCGAACACCCCGCCCACAGCAGGAGUCUGUACAGUUAGUCCGGAGACCGGUGUCGCGAUGGUUGAUGAAUUUUCCGUCCAAUGCACAGGAUUUGCAGACAGCGACCUUCCCAUGACGUUCGCGUUCUUCUACAGCACAGGAGGACAGAGACUUGUCGCCAUCAACUCUACCGCGCAGGAUGAUGAUCUGUCCUUGUUCUACAGUGGAUUGGUGCCGUCUACCCUACCAAGACUUUUCCCGGUUGGUCUGCCGUCACGUGACUACAACGUCACCAUCGUGGUGAGGGCAUCAGAUGUACUUGGAGCUCAAACUAGUGUCAGCCUUGUGGUCAAGGUAUUUCCCCUUCCUGCAGAAGAGAAAUCCAGUGUCGCCACCCAGCUAACUGUUGGCGCGAACAGUACCCUGGGUAAACUGGUGCAGGGCGGGAACUUUCAGGCGGCAGUACAGAUCUCCAACAGUGUCAACUCCGUUCUGAACGCUGAUGCAGAAAACGCUACGAACCGGCUGCAGUACAAACAAAACGCCACACAGGUUCGUUCUUCCAUCAUCUCGUCUCUGUCAGAGUUCAAGGUACAGAGCGUGUCUUCGGUCAACAUCCUCGCCAAUGCACUAAGCCAGGCCACGGUGGUACAGGAGGAGGUGUCGACUGAUUCGCAGGUGACCGCCGCUGCAAGCUUGGUGAAUCUCGUAGAAGUCAUACAGAAUCAACCUGAAGACGAGCUGGGGAUUGAAGAAGCAGAGGAAUCGUCCGUCUUUCUAACCUCGGCCCUCGUGAAUGUCCUGAGAGCAUCUUCCUACUCAUCUGAAGAGGCCAAGAGCAGUCUGACAGGCAGUUCCAGGACGGACAGGCUUCAACAGACACAAGUCACAACAACCAAGGUAUUUGAAGCCUUGAACACGAUGAAUGACGUUGUUCUGAGCCGCAAGAGGCCGAACGAGAAGCCAACUCUCCUCCAACAGGACAACUUUGAGUUGUCCCUCCGGAAACAGACGUGCGACCAGAUGGGUUCACAAAUCGUCGCCACUACAGAAGCAAACGGCGGCUGGUUUCGGACGCCGAACGCGUCAAUCCUAUUCGGGGACAAUACGUGUAGUAAGCCGAUUGGCUCUGAGACUUACCAAACGACCAUAAACCCAUAUGAGUACGCUGGCGGCUCUGAGAGGAUCCAGUCGUCUGUUGGCGCUCUGAAAUACAAGAACGACGUUGGCGAGCUGACGGUGUCCAACCUGGAAAUACCCGUGGAGGUGGUUGUAAAGAGAAAGGAUACAGUACAAGUACAGACGGAACGGGGAAGGACCGGGCGGACAGGAACUAGCGUCAUGUCUAUACACAGCUUUAAUGUCACGGAGGAGGAAAAUUCCAUCCACGUUAUUGUCACGCCUGAUUUGAACUGGGUCCCGAUCCAACUGUAUCUUUGGCGCCACGAUGAACCAAUCAAAGGGCAGCAUGGUUGGAACGUCACUCUGCCCCUGUCGUCUGACCAGCUGUACUCGGUCCGGUGGUUGGACGGUGAAGAUAUCACUGCCGACCCUUACAGUUGGUUCUGGACACCGGAGGAGCUGGCAACAGGAGAAGGACAAACAUAUUUCUUGGGCGUGGAACACAUUCCGUUUAACCAAAGCGGUUUUGACCUGUACGACCUACGGGAUUUGGAGAACGGGACAUCAGAGGUGGAGUUUAGCUACAACGACGAGAACUUCACCCUUCCCUACACAGUAACAAUCCUGUCCACCAGAUGUCUGUUCUUUGAUGAUCAAAGCCACAGGUGGAAGUCAGACGGAUGUAGGAGUGGUCCACUGACGAGCGACCGCAUCACGCACUGUUUCUGUGACCACUUGACAGCCUUUGGGUCGGAUUUUCAGUUCUUUGUGGCUCCCAACUCUCUUAACAUCCUCAAAGCGUUGCAAGGAUUCAACAACAUCAGUGAAAACCCUGCAGUCGUGGUAACCAUUGCCGUCAUCGUUGGGAUCUAUUUACUGAUGGUUCUAUGGGCUAGAAGGGAGGACAGGAAGGAUGUAGAAAAGGUUGGAGCGACCGUUUUGGGCAGUUCUCCGGGCGACGGCUGCAGUGUGUACCAGGUUGUUGUGUUCACCGGUGCCAGGGCAAAUGCAGGAACAACCGCUAAGGUGUCAGCUAUGUUCUAUGGCAGUAACGGCGAGUCCGGCCCGCAUGACCUGGACGACCCCGGAAGGGUGACGUUUUGCACGGGAGGAGUAGACUUCUUUCUCGUGACAUGUGCAGACGGCAUGGGUCCCCUAGACUACAUCCAUAUCUGGCACGACAACUCUGGUGACGACCCGUCCUGGUUCCUGAGCAAAAUUAUUGUCACGGAGGUCAAAACAGACAACAAGUACUACUUUCUAUGCAACAAGUGGUUUGCUGUUGAAGAAGGGGAUGGGAAGGUUGAGCGCAUAUUUCCAGUCGCAUCAGACACGGAGAUGAAACGUUUUAAGACCAUCUUCUCGUCCAAGACCGGGACAGGAUUCCGUGAUGAUCAUCUGUGGUUCUCUGUGCUCGGCAGACCUGCAUACAGCAUGUUCAGCCGCGUGCAGCGUGUCUCCUGUUGUCUAUCGCUGCUGCUAUGCACCAUGCUGGCCAACAUCAUGUUCUUUGGUACUGGGGACACUUUCCAGAAGCCUCCUGCUGUGAACAUCUUCGGCUUUGACGUUCAGCUACCAAUCUCCUGGGGCGAGAUCAUGAUAGCCGUCGAGAGCGCACUGUUGGUGUUUCCUGUCAACCUGGCAAUCGUGCAGAUUUUCCGCCACUGUGGUGCCAGACCAGCCCAGCUGAAGGAAACUGAGCAGGAUCGUCGGACGGCAAAGAGCAAAGAACCCGGCACCUCAGAAGGCCAGAGUAGCAGUAUGAACUCGUCCACUGUCAGCUUGAUGAAGGAGUUCACCGAGGACGAUCGAGAUCUUAUACGAGAGAUAUUAACAUCUCAUAGGGCUCCAACUCAACUAAAGAGUCGGCCAUCCAUGAAGGAAAACCCACCGGGCUUGAAGGGACUCCGUUCAGGUGAUGGAUCGUAUGACGUCAAACGAGCAGACUCAGCUAAGACGAAGAAGAGGAAAAAGUCCCUCCUCCUCCCAUGGUGGUGUGUGUACAUAGGUUGGUUCUUGGUCUUCUCUUCGUGCUUCGUGUCGGCGUUCUUCACCGUCCUGUACGGGUUCGAGUACGGCAGACAAAAGGCGGAGGCCUGGCUUGUGACUUUCCUUACAUCGUUCUUUUUUGACCUCGUGAUCACGCAACCUUUCAAAAUCCUGCUGCUCGGACUAUUCUUUGCUCUCAUUAUCAAGAAAAUAGAUACGUCCGGGGAAGAUGUGGCACCGACGCCCAAACAAGAAGAUGAGGAAUAUUUGGCGCAGGAGAUAAAGGAAUUAGACAAAGGUACAAGAAGUAUGAGACCACGAGCCAAAGGGCCACCAGAUAACCAGGAACUGCUGAAGGCUCGACAACAACGUUUCCUGGAACUUAACCUGCGUUCGGCGCUGCGCGAGCUCUCAUUCUUCAUUGUCUACGUUUUCAUCCUGAUUGUGGUUGCCAAUGGAAACAGGGAUCUCUACAUGUACCACAUGACCAACAAUGUUAAAGAUGUGCUAGCUGUUCCUUUCAACAAGGUAACACAUCGACAAGAUUUUUGGACAUUCGUGAGGAACACAGUGCUUACCGAGCUGCAUUCGUCAGAGUGGUACAACGGGAGGACUAUAGACUCAGACAAGCGGGGUUUUCUUUCGGACUACAACUCCUACAUCGUCGGGCCCGCCAGACUCAGGCAGCUGCGUGUCAAACAAAAUGGUACCUGUGAGAUUCCAGCUGCCAUGGCUAAGAUGACAUUCACGUGCAACGGUGAGUACAGCUGGUGGAAAAAUGACGACAAGCACUACACACUUGGAUGGGGCGAGUGGAUUAGCUCUUCAACCGACAGGGUGAACGUCGCCAAUGUAUCUGAGGAGAUGAGACCUUGGGUGUACGACUCGAAAAGUCUUGCAUCUGCAAUGCCACGAUAUGGUUCACACGGGGUCUACUAUGGCGAAGGCUACAUCCUGGAACUACAGUCCAACGAUUCCCACUUCGCCCUGCAAACAAUUGAGGAUCUGGAGAGGAGGCAAUGGAUAGACUCUGCCACUCGGGCCAUUUUCCUCGAACUCAUCGUCUACAACCCGAACGCCAACCUGUUCUCUGUGGUCAGCCUUCUUGCGGAGUUCUCUACUCUGGGGAAGGUUUACACAAGCCAUGAGAUAACCACCGUUCGACUUUACUUGUACCAGACUACGUGGAGCUACGCUGUCCUUGCCUUUCAGAUUCUGUUCGUCCUCGUCACGUUUGUAUUCGUCUACAGAGAAGUGAACAGAAUACUGCUGAUGGGGACGGAGUACUUCCGUCUGUUUUGGAAUCUGGUGGAGCUUUGCGUGUGCCUGCUGUCUUUGGUGCAGAUUGGACUUCAACUGUACACCAUGUACAUUAUUCUGGACUUUAACAGGAACAAGGCUGGAACUACCAACGACAGAUCUUUCAGUAAAUACAGACAAGCAGCUAGUUGGGACCAGCUGAAUACCUACGUGCGAGCCUGGCUUGUCUGUGUGGCCACCCUUAAGCUCAUGCACCUGUUUCGUUUCAACAAACACGUAGAAAGAAGUGCCGGUACUUUAACCAGAUCCGCCAAACCACUACUAAACUACCUCGUUAUCUUCAUCAUCACCGUGUCGGCAUUUUGCAUGCUGACGUACCUUGUACUUGGUGCUUCGCUUGAAGGAUACAGCCCGUACAUAACCAACAUUGAAACGAUGCUGGGGGUGAUGCUUGGAGGCUUCGACUUCAAUGCACUAUCAGACGCUCACAGCUUCCUUGGACCUUCCAUUUUCUUUAGCUACCUGAUGUUUGUCAACUUCCUCCUACUGAUGAUCUUCUGUGCGAUUCUGGACAUGGCGUACCAUGAGGUCAUAGAGGAAGAAAGCGAAGACCAAACAUCGAAAAAUCAGAAGAUCACAGAGCUUGGAAUGAAACGAGCAGGUGAUGCUUACCAAAGAGCGAAGAACAAGAUAGAAAUAUUACUGAGCUGGAAGACGCAAGUCAAGACUGUUCGUGGAAAUACGCCGGCGUACACAAACGCGGGACUGAAAGGGGAUCUCUUGCAAGCAAGAAGGGAAGCACUCUCGUUCGUGAGGAGUAAGGAUUCCUUAGCAAAAGGAAUAGAAGGGUGUUACGAGAGCUCAGCUUUUGAUUCAGACCACGGAACUUCCAGGAAGAAUUCAUCAGACUUGUUUCACUUAGAAAGCGGCAAUAUUCCUGGGUACGGAUCACGAUAA